Molecule: messenger RNA, 1648 nt
Organism: Ailuropoda melanoleuca (giant panda)
Lineage: Eukaryota; Metazoa; Chordata; Mammalia; Carnivora; Ursidae
Gene: ATP6V1G2
Product: ATPase H+ transporting V1 subunit G2
Exons: 3
Coding region: 292-687 (131 amino acids)
Biological process (GO): synaptic vesicle lumen acidification
Cellular component (GO): synaptic vesicle membrane; vacuolar proton-transporting V-type ATPase, V1 domain; vacuolar proton-transporting V-type ATPase complex
Molecular function (GO): proton-transporting ATPase activity, rotational mechanism; ATP hydrolysis activity
Source: RefSeq, a predicted model, not a curated record
AUAAAAAGAGGGAGAUGGAAACAGGAGGGAAAGAAAAAAAAGGGGGAAGAGAAGUAGGAAGAAUUCAGAGAAACCUAGCAUCCUCUUCUCCCAAUACAGGACACAUGUUGACUUUCUUACCUUCUCACCCCAUUUUCAACCCCUCUAUGCCUCCUUACUCCUCUCUGCCCCUGCCCCCACUCUUGCACCUGCUAUGGUGGUAGCAGGCAGCUUUGGGCCUGGUCUCUGCUGCUCCCAGGUGGUCCUUCUGGGUACUGCCAGUGUAGAUGUGGGAGAAGAGACCAGCCAUCAAUGGGAGGAUCAGUUUGGGGGAGACACCUGGUGCAGGAGGCUGAGCGGAAAAGGGGAGCACUAAGACCCAGGGGUAGUGGAGGACUGCAGCAAGGAGCUGGUGGAAGAGGAGAAGUAGGCGGGAAGGCCCGGCGUCUGAAGCAGGCAAAGGAGGAGGCACAGAUGGAGGUGGAGCAGUACCGUAGAGAGCGAGAGCAGGAAUUCCAGAGCAAGCAGCAGGCGGCCAUGGGCUCCCAGGGGAACCUGUCCGCUGAGGUGGAACAGGCUACAAGACGCCAAGUGCAGGGCAUGCAGAGCUCCCAGCAGAGAAACCGAGAACGUGUCCUGGCCCAACUUCUUGGCAUGGUCUGCGACGUCAGGCCCCAGGUCCACCCCAACUACCGGAUUGCUGUCUAGGAUCCACCGUAGGGCAUGCCUAUUCCCUUCCAGUUCCCUUCCUCAAAGAAAUCCCCUAAUCAAAAUUACCUCCCACCAUCUUCGAUGCUUCUUUCCCACUUGCUCUCCAUUUCCUGGAAAUUCUAAGGGCAAGAUCCAAUAAUUCUGUGAAAUUUAAAAGUUAUCCUGCUCAGAUAUGAAUCUCCUUAUUGUUCUUUCACCUUCGCUGGGAACUUAUAAACUCCCAAGUCACCCUCACCCAACCCCUCUUUGAAAUUUGUAGCAUGGAGAAGUAGGGAUGUGGAAAACACUUUGGUUUCAGAGCCUGGCAAGCUUUGGUCCCUUUCCCAACCCUGCCACAUGCUGGGUCAGGACAAACUAUUUAACCUGUAGUCCAAUGUCCUCAUCUACAGGACUGAAAUGAUGAUGACGAUGACGAUGAUGAUACCUACCUUAUAGGGUUGCUGCAGUGAUUCGGAAUCACUCUGUAAAGAGCCUGGCGUGGUUUCUGGUAUGUAGUAGCUGUGAUUCAAUAAAUGGCAGCUUUAUGGUAUUAUUACCACUCCCUGCCCACCUGCCAAAACCUAAACACAGCUGUUUCCUCAUAUUUGUCAACAGUUCUCUAAUUCUACUCAUUCUGUGAGCCUAGUAAUUCUCUGAAGAAUUGGUUCUUCCCACCUCUCUUUCCCCAGAGGUUUAUGAUACCUGAAAAGUAAUGAAGACCUCAUUUAGCCUCUCUACUGUGAUUCCAGGAAGAUGUUGAAUUUCUUAGUCUUUCUUUUCGUCUCUAAGUUGGUCUUUUUCUUUAUUGGAUUCCCCUUUUUCCGAUUUCCCCCAAAGACCCCUCAGAUGCUCACUGCUUCCUGAGAUAUAAAAUGAUGCUAUGUUCCCUUGUAUGCAUGGCUUUCCUUUUUACAUCCUCAACACCUUUACCUUUGUAACAAUGAAAAAGUGUCAAUAAAAAAACCUAUGGGCAAAUCAA